AAAAAAUGGAUGAUGCCUCUGCUUCGGCGGGGUACUCCCACCGCCACAUGGAGAGGAAGAUGAGUGCGAUGGCUUGUACAGUCUUCAACGAACUUCGACUGGAAGGGAAGCUCUGUGACGUGAUCAUCAAGGUCAACGGGUGCGAGUUCAAUGCCCACAAGAACAUCCUCUGUAGCUGCAGCUCCUAUUUUAGAGCUCUGUUUACCAGUAGCUGGAACAACUCAGAGAAGAGAGUAUAUAAUAUUCCUGGCAUAACCCCAGAUAUGAUGAAACUCAUUAUCGAAUACGCCUACACAAGGACAGUGCCCAUCACCGUGGACAAUGUGGAGAGGCUUCUUGUGGCUGCUGACCAGUUUAAUGUGAUGGGCAUCGUCAGGGCUUGUUCUGACUUCAUGAAAUGCCAGCUGUGCCUGGAGAAUUGUAUUGGCAUCUGCAAAUUCACAGAGUACUACUUCUGUCCGGAGCUGCGGCAGGCGGCCUAUAUGUUCAUCUUGCACAACUUUGAGGAGAUGGUGAAAGCGUCUACUGAAUUCCUGGAGCUCUCGGUCAAUGAGUUUAAAGACAUCAUUGAAAAGGACGAACUCAAUGUGAAACAGGAAGACGCCGUCUUCGAGGCCAUCCUCAAGUGGAUUGCCCACGACCCCACAAACCGAAAGCAGCACAUGGCAGUGCUGCUCCCUAAGGUACGCCUGGCCUUGAUGCAUGCUGAAUAUUUUAUGAACAAUGUCAAAAUGCAUGACUAUGUGAAGGAUAGCGAGGAGUGCAAGCCCAUUGUUAUCGACGCCCUGAAAGCCAUGUACGAUCUCAACAUGAACGGACCAUCCAGCUCCGACUUCACCAACCCGCUGACGAGACCCCGUCUGCCGUACGCCAUUUUGUUUGCCAUUGGCGGCUGGAGCGGUGGGAGCCCAACCAAUGCCAUCGAAACGUAUGACGCCCGUGCAGACCGCUGGGUGAACGUCACGUGCCAGCAGGAGAGCCCCCGGGCGUACCAUGGUGCCGCCUACUUAAAGGGCUACGUCUACAUCAUUGGGGGUUUUGACAGUGUGGACUACUUCAACAGCGUCAAGCGAUUUGAGCCCGUCAAGAAGACGUGGCACCAGGUUGCACCCAUGCACUCGCGGCGCUGUUACGUUAGUGUCACCGUCCUUGAUAACUUCAUCUAUGCCAUGGGUGGCUUUGACGGCUAUGUGCGUCUCAACACAGCUGAGAGGUAUGAGCCCGAGACCAACCAGUGGACCUUGAUAGCCCCCAUGCAUGAGCAGAGGAGUGAUGCAAGUGCUACAACCCUGUAUGGAAAGGUCUAUAUAUGUGGUGGGUUCAACGGAAAUGAGUGCCUGUUCACAGCAGAAGUGUACGAUGCCAAGAUUGAUCAGUGGAGCUUGAUCGCACCCAUGAGAAGCAGGCGAAGCGGCAUUGGCGUGAUAGCGUACGGAGAACACGUCUACGCAGUGGGCGGAUUUGACGGAGCCAACCGCCUUCGGAGCGCGGAAGCUUACAACCCCAUCGCCAACACCUGGAGGACCAUCCCAACCAUGUUCAACCCUCGGAGCAACUUUGGCAUCGAAGUGGUGGACGACCUGCUCUUUGUGGUGGGUGGCUUCAACGGCUUCACGACAACGUUCAACGUCGAGUGCUAUGAUGAGAAGACGGACGAGUGGUACGACGCCCACGACAUGAGUAUCUACCGCAGUGCCCUGAGCUGUUGCGUGGUGCCAGGGCUGCCCAACGUUGGGGAGUAUGCUGCCAGGCGGGACAACUACGUGGGGUCAGCUCAGAGAGAUGAGGUCAAGUACUCCUCAUCCACAAGUACACUACCUGUGUGAAAAGCUCUCCUUGACUAAUAAAGCCCUCUAGCAAGAACUAUAUGCACAGGUGGAUUCACCUUUUUUCUCCCCCUCCACCUUAAGCUGUGAGACUGGUCCUUAUAGGUGAGCUGGUGGCAUAUGUCCCUCCCCUGCCCAGGAACUUAACCAGUCCCAUUCUUUUAUCCUUUAGGAAGUUAUAGAGCUGACCUAUAGGAUAUGAACAAAGAUGUUGAGAACAGUGAUGGGAUUCAGAGAAGAGCCACGAAGGGGAUAGAGGGAUUUGCCAUUUGUGCUGCUAUUGCUCUGAUGCACAAAAAAGAGUAGUAGGGGAGGAGUCGCAAGGCACUUGGAAAUGUUAAAAAGCAUGCCAAGGAAAACUACUACUAGGAAAACGUUGAUUGUGGGUUAGUCUUGCUUUAUAUGUAUCCAGUGAUAUAGCUCCUACCCUCCACUCUGCUAGAUGAAGAGCCGUUUGUAAGUAGAAAGCUUGCAUAUUCCUGCCGCAAUAGAAGCUGAUCCAAUAAAACCCAUUCAGCCAGA
Molecule: messenger RNA, 2348 nt
Organism: Zootoca vivipara (common lizard)
Lineage: Eukaryota; Metazoa; Chordata; Lepidosauria; Squamata; Lacertidae
Gene: KLHL10
Product: kelch like family member 10
Molecular function (GO): protein binding
Source: RefSeq, a predicted model, not a curated record